Hylaeus anthracinus is the source of this 2362-nucleotide messenger RNA. RefSeq lists its product as uncharacterized. The record is from RefSeq and is a predicted model, not a curated record. The transcript has 11 exons. Gene Ontology annotation, cellular component: plasma membrane. Gene Ontology annotation, molecular function: odorant binding; olfactory receptor activity. Bases 1 to 2121 code for a protein of 706 amino acids. Gene Ontology annotation, biological process: sensory perception of smell; detection of chemical stimulus involved in sensory perception of smell. NCBI's taxonomy places the organism in Eukaryota, Metazoa, Arthropoda, Insecta, Hymenoptera, Colletidae.
AUGUUUAACGUCAACAGCCAGCAAGAUUUCAGCGAUAAUUUCUAUAUGACGGCGGGGGUCUUCAUAACGUGUUUCAAAUUGUGUAAUUUGCUGACGAGUCGCGAGAAUUAUGCGAUUUUGAUCGGGUCCCUGCAAAAGGAACCUUUCACGCCAAAGAACGACGAUGAAAUUGAAAUUCAGACGAGGUUCGACAAAUGGGCACAAUGGAAUGCUAUUGUCUACACGACAAUGAUUGAUUCGUGUCUAGUAUGCCUGCUCACGGGGUCGAUCUUCACGGGUUACAGAAAUCGGAAACUAAUGUACCGAGCCUGGCUGCCCUACAACUAUUCCUCUUCCAUUUUAUUUACUAUUACUUACGCUCAUCAAGCUGCUGGUAUGUCCAUAUGCGCGCUUGUCAACUCUGCCUACGACACUCUAUUCAGUGGCCUAUUGAUUCAUACGUACUGCAUCUUCGAGAUACUUGGAUACCGUCUGAAAAAUAUUAUAAAAUAUGGAGACAAUUCGGCGAAGCAGUGCGCUCGUCUUCACAAUUAUAUAUACAAAUUUGCCACGAUGGUGAACAAGGAAUUUAAAACAGUGGUACUUGCUCAGUUUAUGAUGAGCAUGUUUUUGCUUUGCUUCGACCUUUAUCAGUUAACGCAAAACGAGAUGCAAUCGGAUUUUGUGUCGCUCGUGUUUUACACGUUCUGCACGAUUAUGCAAAUAUUGUACUACUGUUGGUAUGGGAACGAAGUCAAAGUAAAGAGUCUCGAAAUUCCCAAUAUGAUAAUCGAAAGCAACUGGACAUCUUUGAGCAACGAUGAUAAGAAGAUUCUCUUAAUGAUUAUGAGACGAGCGAGGGUGCCUAUCCAAUUUUCCAGCGUAAAACUCGUCACUGUGGAUCUAAAUUCUUUUAAAGCCGUAAUGAAAACGUCUUACUCUGCGUUGAAUGUGCUGCGAAACGACUUAGAAUGCAAUAUUCCGCAACAUUUGAGAUUUAGAUUGCACUAUCUGUGCAACUCGACGAUGCACUUGAUGAGAUCGAUAUUCACGCUCCUCGCUGUGUGCGGUUGUUCGCGACCAUCUUCUUGGACUACUCCGACCAAGAAGCUCUUGUACACCGUUUACACGUUUCUUUUGUUACUCGUAGUGCAUAGUCUCGCGGUAACACAAGUUUUAGACAUAGUGUUCAACGUCAACACCCAGGAAGAAUUCACCGAUAAUUUCUACAUGACGCUGGGGGUCUUCAUAUCCUGUUGCAAAAUGUGUAGUUUGUUGACGAGUCGCGAGAAUUACGUGAUUUUGAUCGAGUCCCUGCAAGACGAACCAUUCUCGCCGAGGAACAACGAUGAAAUUAAAAUUCUCACGAGAUUCAAUAAAUGGGCACAAUGGAAUGCUAUUGUUUACACGACAAUAAUUGAUACGUCUCUAGUAUGCAUGCUCACGGCGUCGAUCUUCACGGAUUACAGAAAUCGGAAACUAACGUACCGAGCCUGGCUACCUUACAACUAUUCCUCUUCCAUUUCGUUUACUAUCACUUACGCUCAUCAAGUCUUCGGUAUAUCUCUGUGUGCGCUUGUGAACACUGCCUGCGACAGUCUAUUCAGUGGCCUGUUGAUUCACACGUACUGCAUCUUCGAGAUACUGGGAUACCGUCUGAAAAAUAUCAUAAAAUAUGGAAGCGAUUCGGCGAAGCAGUGCGCUCGUCUUCAUAAUCAUAUAUACAAAUUUGCCACGAUGGUCAACGAGGAAUUUAAAACAGUAGUAUUUGUUCAGUUUAUGACGAGCAUAUCUCUGCUUUGCUUCAACCUUUACCAGUUAACGCAAAGCCAGAUCCAUUCGGAAUUUGCGUCGCUGAUGUUCUACACGUUCUGCACGAUUAUGCAAAUAUUGUACUACUGUUGGUAUGGGAACGAAGUCAGAGUAAAGAGUCUCGAAAUUCCUGAGAUGAUAAUCGAAAGCAACUGGACGUCUUUGAACAACGACGAUAAGAAAAUUCUCUUAAUGAUUAUGAGACGAGCGAGGGUGCCUAUCGAAGUUUCCAGCGCAAAACUCAUCACUAUGGAUCUAAAUUCUUUUAAAACCAUAGUGAAAACUUCUUACUCUGCGUUGAACGUGUUGCGAAACGGUAAGGUGGACUAGAAGACGCGUGUCGUAUUUUUUUAACAUUUAUCUAUCCCUCCGAGUGUAUGUACCUUUUGAACAAUUCAAAACAUACGAGAAAUGUGUACGAAUGGUAAUACAUUUUAUAAACAGUUGUUAACUCUUCGACGUUGAAGAAAAAUAACCUGCCUCUAUAACAUCUCUCAAUGACUACUUUCCCUUUCGCAAUAAAAAAUUACCUUUUAAAAAUUGAUUAUCCAUUUAAUAUUCACAAUUCCUG